Molecule: messenger RNA, 1836 nt
Organism: Pararge aegeria (speckled wood butterfly)
Lineage: Eukaryota; Metazoa; Arthropoda; Insecta; Lepidoptera; Nymphalidae
Gene: Ada2b
Product: transcriptional adapter 2B
Exons: 10
Coding region: 87-1424 (445 amino acids)
Biological process (GO): chromatin remodeling; regulation of transcription by RNA polymerase II
Cellular component (GO): SAGA-type complex; nucleus
Molecular function (GO): transcription coactivator activity; chromatin binding; zinc ion binding
Source: RefSeq, a predicted model, not a curated record
CUAUAGUCAGAAAAAUGGCAGUCGUGUAAUUUUAAUAAAAUCUCGUUAGCGUUUGCGUACAAAUUUCUAGAUGUUCUGAGUAGAAAAUGUCGUUUUCAGAUUUGUAUGCGAAAUACAAUUGUACUUAUUGUCAGGAAGAAAUUAAUGGUGUGCGUGUAAGAUGUGCAGAAUGUAAAGAUUUUGAUAUUUGUUUGCAGUGUUUUUCGCUGGGUGCUGAGAUUGGCGCGCACAAAAAUGAUCACUCUUAUCAAUUUAUGGACUCGGGAGCGUUUGGUAUUUUUUUAGGUCGAAGUAGUUGGUCUGCAAAUGAGGAAGUUAGGCUUUUAGAUGCAAUAGAACAAUUCGGUUUUGGUAACUGGGAAGAUAUAUCUAAACACAUAGAAACACGGUCACCUGAUGAGGCAAAAGAUGAAUACAUAACUAGAUAUUUGGAGGGAAGCAUAGGACGGGCAACAUGGGGCAAUGUAGAAAGCACUAGUCGCCCAUUGUUGCAAUGUGCGGAUAGAGAUGAAGGCCCUCUUAGUCCCAGUGCCAUCUCUCGAUUACAGCCACUAGCUGUAGCAGCGGACGAAGCUGCUCAACUUGUUUAUUCAUCAAAUAGGGAUGAUUUUGAAACGGAGCAUGAUCAUGAAGCCGAGCAAUUAAUAUCUGCCUUGUCUCUCAAUUCAGAGGAUGAUGAAUUAGAUGUUGCCCUUAAAUUGAGUCAAGUAGACAUUUAUACGCGCCGGUUGCGGGAAAGGACGAGAAGAAAAAGACUGGUUCGAGAUUAUCAACUAGUUUCGGUGUUCUUUAAUAACCAGAGAAACAAACAAAAGACACUUGGGAAACUUGCCAAAGAGAAAAAAGAUUUUUUAGAGCGCCUGCGCUGGACUGCCCAGUUCUACGGGCGCAGCGAGCAAGCGGCAGUAGUGGCUGGGCUGUGGCGGGAGAGAGAGCUGCGCGUGCGCUUAGCGGAACUACAUCGGUACCGGCUGGCGGGGGUCACGAGGCUCGAGGAGUGCGCUCACUAUGAACAGCACGCGGCCCACAGGAAGCAUCCUCACCACCUCGACGUGAGACGCGCGAUGGGCAGCAGUGGGUGCCUGGACACGCACCAGAUAAAAGAUCAAACGCUGACCAGCACGCAGCUUCUAAGAAAAAGAGACGCAGAAAGCGGCUUAAGUUCCACCAGCCCAAAGUGCACACGGGACGGAAGUACCGCAUGUGGCUGCUCCAAAAAGAGCUCCUGCAACAGCAACGGCGCCGGAUGCUCGACGCAGCUACUGACCACUAACGAGAUGCAGUUAUGCAACGUGCUCAAUCUGCCGCCGACGCAGUACGUGACGAUGAAGGGCGUGCUAUUGCGUCGUGCGCCCACACACGACAGCGAACUAGACCUCGCCAUCAGACACUACUUGCACAACGCAGGCUGGGUACGCAACUAGUACACGCCCCCUCCCCUCGAGUACCCCCAAGCGAGGAUCACGGAGCUUUAAUACCUAUUACUAUUCUGUUUAGCCGGCGAAGGAUUCUAAGACUGUAACAACAAGCGAAGCAAGUGUUUCGAAAAUAGAAUUCUGAGUGUAGCCAGCCGUUAGUAAUUUUUCAGCUGUGCGGAAGACGACUUUUCAUCUCAGUACAGCCAGAAAAAAUAUUAAUGUAAAUAUAGUUAAUCAGCUUUCAAUAAAGACUUUAAAGUCGCAAUAGACUUUUCUCGUGCGUAUUUCUAACAAAAAAGUGAGCCACUGAGGUGUUGAAUGAAAAUUAUAUAAGUUGAUUUAAUGUUUAAUGUGCCGGUAACAUGCAUAUUACAUGUAACGCUCGCGUUAACUGUAGUUAAGUGUGUGAUCACAGCAG